UGUUAUGCAAUAAUAUGUCAACCCACAAAAAAUCGCAUAUUGAGAUAGUGCCAUCUAGUUAUUGUUCUCGGUACUCUCUACGUCUGAAAAAAUGGACAACAUCGUAUGUAUUCCAUAAAACGCCAUCUAGUUAGAAAAUUAUUUCUGCAGUUCACAAAACUAUUACUAUACAGUUUUGCAAUAAGCGAUCACAAACCUGUCAUAACGUGCGCGGUUUUUCUGUAGCUUGAAAAAUACAAAGUUCUUUGAGUUUCAAUAAGAAAAUAGGUUUAAUUCAAAGUAAGUGUUAUGUACAUAACGUUUUAAUAAUGAUGAUACAUAAAGUGUUGGUUUAAAGUUAUAUUUAAAAGGUUUUUUCUACUUGUGGCAACGGAUACGAAGGUACCCAUUUACCAUGAACUCUAGAGCACAGAAGUUAGUUGCAAUGGCUUGUGAGAAGCAUUCAUCUAAUGAAAAAUCGGACUCUGAAGAAGAACCUCUCAGAGAUAUUUUAGAAACUCACGAAAGUGAAGUAACCAUGCUACAUCGGUUAAAAAAUGAUCCUCUUCUUAAGCUUCAAAAUACUGCAUUUAUAUGUGACCCGAACCCUAAAGAUACCAUAACUGAAACAACAGAAGAUUUAAUACAUAGCCCUAGUUUGAUACAAUUAGAUGAUUUAGAUGUUGUUCAAAAAAGCCUACAUUCCACAUUUUUUAAUUACGAUCUCGAAGGGAACGAAAUCAUAGAAGAAAUAGAAGUCGUGUCUUGUAACAAUAUACAUGGUAACCAAAAUAAUGAAAAUGACAUGUUAAAUACAAUUCUUCAUGAAACUGAAACUCAAGAUAUUUUUAAUAAUGACUACAAUACUCUAAUAACUAAUGGCAAUAAUAAUAGUAGUACGGACAUGAUCACACAGUCAACUUCUACUGAAGAGAAUUUAGAAAAUCAAUCCAACGUUAUAAAUAAUACGGAAGAACAAAUAUCAAAUACUGAAACUUCUGUGGCAAAAACACAAUUAGAAGAAAAUGUAAUAGGUAGACCUAAGCGCGGUAGGAAACGAAAAAUCGCAGACCAGUCAAGAAAAGAACGGAAACGAAGAGCUAAUGUAAAUGUAAAAUAUAUUAAUGCAAAAGGAAAAGAAGUAUUACCUAAAACUUUUGAUCAGACUUUCUCUUGCGGAUGUAAAAAGAAAUGCACCGAAAUAAUUUCAGUGGAUGACCGAAAAAGGAUAUUUGAUCAGUUUUGGUCUAUUGGGUCAUAUGAGGGCCGAUGUGCUUAUAUUUGUGCAAACGUUAAAGAAACUAAUAAAUCUAGAUGUUAUUCUACUGAAGAUUCCAAGAGAAUGGUUUCUCGAAAAUAUUUCUUUGAUGACAAUGAAAUUUGUAAGAAAGCGUUCUUACAAACCUUACGCAUUUGCCAAAGUAGAAUAGAUGUUGCAAUGAAGAAGAAAAAUAGUGCAUCCGAUUUAAAAGAUAACAGAGGAAUAGCUAGUGGUGGAAAUAAUAGAACGAGUGAGGAAAAUAUCAAGAAAAUAGUUGACCAUAUUAACUCCUUUCCAAAGUAUAUCAGUCACUACUGCAGAGGCAAGACUAAUAGUCGUUAUUUGAACACAGAUCUUAAUCUUUUCAAAAUGUAUGACUUAUUUAAAUUAAAGCAUUCAACUGAAGAAAAUUUACCGACUCUUGCAACUUAUAAGAAGAUAUUCUAUGAAAAAUUCAAUCUGAAAUUUAAAGCUCCAAAAAGCGACACAUGCAAGACUUGUGAUGCUUUUGCAGCCAAGCUGAAAUUAUUAACAAGUGUAGAUGCUGAAGAAUUAAAAGAGAAACGCGAUGUGCAUUUAAGUAAAGCUUCAGUGCUCAGAGAUAAAAUGAAUGAGGAUCUAAAAAUUGCUUUGGAAAUUGAGUCUGUAGAAACACUUACUUUUGACAUGCAAAAAACACAUCCACUUCCAAAGAUACCAUCUAAUAUUGCUUAUUACAAGCGACAAUUGAAUUUGUACAAUUUGGGAAUUUAUAUCGGUAGUAAUAAAAAAUCUAUUUUUAAUCUAUGGCUUGAACAUGAAGGUGGUAAAGGCACACAAGAAGUAGGAUCCUGUUUGCGAAAGUACAUUUUAAAUAAUAUACAACAUCCAAUAACGGAACUGAUUUUAUGGUCAGACUCGUGUGGGGGACAAAACCGCAGCAUUAAAUUAGUCCUCAUGUUGAUUCAUACUAUGCAACAUCACUCAUCGCUUAAGUCGAUUACAAUGCGAUUCCUUCUAUCGGGCCAUUGUUUCUUGCCUAAUGAUGCGAACUUUGGUGUUAUAGAAACUCGACUGAAAACGCAACAAAGACUUUACACAUUAGAAGAUUAUGCUGAAAGCAUUACGAUGAGUAAAAAGCAAAAGAAGUUUGAGGUUACGCGAAUGCUAUCGCCCGACAUGCUGUCUGUUGAACUAUUAGAAAAAGCUAUUACUAAUAGAAAAGUUGAUAGCGCCAAAAAUAAAGUGAAUUGGCUAAAUGUUCACGAAAUUGUAAUGGAAAAGGAUUCUCCCCAUAUUUUGAAAAUAAAGAAUGAUCUGGACGAAGAACCCCAAGUUGUCAACAUUGAAAAGGCAGGAAAAGGUCGUAAACCCGUACUGAAGAAUAUUGAUUUACCGGGACGUUGGCCAAAUGGAAAGAGUUUAAGUAAAGAAAAAAUAAAAGACUUACGAGAGUUAUUAAAGCUUGUACCUGCAGACGCCAGAUCUUUCUAUGACUUUUUAAAGGGUGCUCAGGGUGUAACUAUGGAAGAAGAUGUAGAUGGUUAUCAUGCUGAAGACUUUGAUAAUGUUUCUGAAAAUGAUGAAAACUGAUUUGUUAUUUUGGGCUAUAUUUGAUUUUUUAAGAGUUUCUGAGUUUAUGACUUUCGAAUUCAUACUAAUAGUAUUAAAAUUGUCAUUUGACUGUAUUAUUCAAGAGCAAAUAUUGAGGAAACAAUUGUUGCUAUAUUUUUUUAAAAUCGCAAUAACCCUUCAAAUGUGUUUAGAAGAUUGUUGCAUUAUUUUAAUAAUGUCGGUUUAGGCGAUUUAGGCUUAAACGUUUAUUGCAAUAAGUCCAAUUUCUUGAUUUCAUUUUGCAAUAAACAAAUUAUGAAAAGAAAGCUGUUUUUUUUAUCACACUCAAAAUAUCAACUAUUUACACUAUGUUACAAUCACUCCCUACAAUACCACCGAACUAGCAAAAGUCACUUCACUACCCAAACAAGGUAAGGUUAUUUUUUAAAUCUGCAAAAUUCUUUGACCUUUCAUUUCUCAGGAUUUGGUUUUCUGGGGUUGACAUGUUAUUGCAUAACAUAGC
This is a messenger RNA of Ostrinia furnacalis (Asian corn borer), 3296 nucleotides long. RefSeq lists its product as uncharacterized. NCBI's taxonomy places the organism in Eukaryota, Metazoa, Arthropoda, Insecta, Lepidoptera, Crambidae. The record is from RefSeq and is a predicted model, not a curated record. The transcript has 2 exons. The coding region runs from base 395 to 2812 and encodes 805 amino acids.